AUGGCUAGAAGAUCAGUUAAAGUUCCAUGUGAAAAUGAAGACUUACCUGACAAAGAAAAUGCACCAAAUUUUGACGAGGACACUUUACAAGGUGAGCUAGGUUCAACUUCGGCUUCAGUUAUUGUUAGAACAAUUUCUAUUCGAUCAGUUUCAAGAAUGCCAGCAGAUGUGGAAAAGGAUAUAUACAGUGUAUGACCGCUUUAAAGGAUAUUUGGCCAGUCGUGACUCUCUUCUAUGAUUACAAGAUGCUGUUCAUUGAGAAGAUCUAUGACACAGAAACCUUUGUUAUUUUCUUUCCUAACAGUUCAAAGCAAUAACACAAAGUUAUAAUAAGUUAAGACUUUAUUUGAUCAUCAUAUAAAAUCCAUUGUAAGUUUGCAUCAUAGGUACCACCAUCAUCUUUCUAUUUUAAUGAAACAUAAUCACUUUGAAACCUUCAACAUUCCCUCCUUUCUCCUCGAGCAACCCACUGUCACAUCUAAUUUCCAGUAGAGUGCAAGUGUUAAUUAUCAUUGAAUAUGGAGGUGUUUAAGGCAGAUAGUGUACUUUCACUAACAAAUGGCUUAGAAGAAAUAAGGCUUCAAGGUCUAGGUUUUAAAGCUUGGUCAAUUAGUUUUUAAAGCUUGAUCAAUUAGUUGAAAGUGAAAUUGCUUAUUAUUUCGCCUUUUACAUAAGAUUGUGUGGGGCAUUUGAACAUUUUAUUAAUUUUUCCCAGGGAACAGGAAUUUUUGGAAACCUAUCUCCAAAAUCUCUCAUCUCCAGGGGUUUGCCUCGAAUUAAGUGAUGCUUAUAAUUCUCAUCAUUAUUCUUACCCAUGUUGUCACCUACAUUGUUAGCAUCAUCAUAACUAUUGAAAAUCUGCAGAUUUGAAAUCUCCAGAUCUUGGCAGCUCUGACUAUACACGAAUAAUUAUUAACUACGACCACAGACUUUGACACCCAUUUUUUAAUUUUUUUUCGAAUUAUUUUAUUUUUUCUUUGCAGCCACAGCUGAUGUUUAUAGGAAUGAGGGUAAUGAGGCCUUCAAUAAAGGAGAUUUCAUCAAUGCUAUUCAUUUUUACACCAAAGGAAUUAAAAUGAACUGCAACGAGAAAGAACUGAAGGCCAAACUGCACAACAACAGGGCUAUUGCACAUUCUAAACUUGGUAAGAUGAUGAGAGCUUUAAUAUGCAUUUUUUUUUUCUAUUUUGAAGCCAUUAAGUUGUUAGUAGUAGUUUUCUGAAAAAGGUGAUGAUUUUGAAGGCAUGCCCGGACAAAUUUACAUCUUAUCUUGGCCUCUCAAAUAUACAAAGAAGUAACCUCUUACCCCAGAUAUCCACGAGCAUCACAAGUUUUUCCCAAAAUUAUAGUAAUGGUAGUUGGUUUGGAACAUGUAUGGUUAAUCAGAGAUAUUUAUUUCAAUAACAGGAAAUCACCAGGAUUCACUAAGGGAUGCAGAAGCAGCCAUUGAGUUAAAUCCAACUUUCCUUAAGGCAAUUGUGAGAGGUUAGAUAUGUUAGCUGUGCUAUAAUAAUAAUAAUAAUAAUAAUAAUAAUAGUAAUAAUAAUAAUUACAAAAAAAGAACUCAACACUCUAAGGUUAAAUGAGGUUAAAUGGAGUUCAAUCUUGUCUCAAUUGACUUUAAUUAAGGGGUCGAGACCACCCUGAUGUACAUUUGAAUCCAGUUCUUGGCUGCUACGCCAUUACUUGCCAUUAAUCAUGAUGAGAAUAUUAUUUUGAACGGGAUGAAGAACUCAAUGCGGAAUGCAAAGCAAAAUUUCAGCAUGAAUAUUUUAGUUCCCUAAGUUCAAUGAGUCACAGGUAUCAGAUAUGUUAAGAGCGUGUCCACAAGAGCACCGGGCAGUCGUGCCACAUGCCAUCUCACCGAUUUCAAUGAAACUUUGCCAGUUUAAAGGGCCUGCCCCAAAAAUCAAAAAGACAAACUGGUUUCUGUUUUGGUUUUUUCCUGGGGGGAGAUAGACCACCCCCCGGUUUUUCUUGGUUUUCGCCAAGGAAAUCGCUUAAAAUAGGUAAAAUGUAUGAAGCUCUCACUGUGAUGGUAUUUAACCGAUUACUUUGAGGAUUUGCUCACACAUUUUUAUAUCCUUAGUUAAUGGCCGCCGCGAGAAUCAGUCAGUUUGAUCGACGGCUUGUCAAUCAACAGAGGCAAAUAUACGACUGUAUUUUUAAACUUUUCGAUUCUUCCAAAUAUUUUACAACUUUGAGGUCAAUUAUCUCCCGUUGCCAGAAAGCUACAACACUAAUCUUAAUUACCCUUUAUAACCCAUCAUUUCAUCUCUGAAAAUCUUCAAAAAAAUCUUUGGGCACUACCGUAUUUUUGUCUUGGAUGUCUGUUAAAAACUGCGACUGUGACAAGUUUCUCUCAACUACACCUGUCACGCAAUUCUUGCUCUAGGCAGUCACUUGACAAAAUAAACCUACAUUUUUUAGCUCUUUAUACAAGAUGAUUGAUCAAGAAAGGUAAAAAAUGUGAAAAACCUUCGAGAUUUUUUGUAGGAAUGGAAAAUUUCGCGUUUAGAGAGAUGCAUGUGGGCGAAAAAUCAAUGGAAAAAUCCUAGCGUUUCUUUUUUCAGUCGUUUAUUACUUUCAAGAUUUGCUGAAAUCAGCAGAUAUGGCUUUUGUACGGCACAAAACAUUCAUUAGUCUAUAAUUUGAUUGUUUAUCAUCAUCAUCGCUCAUUUUAGGAGAUUUUAAAGUCACAUGCUGCGUGUUGGCUGAUAUUACUACAUGUUCCAGUGUGCUACAACUUCGGCUUUCACAGACGAGAAAUUCUGCGCUCUCGCUCGAGAGCAAAUAUCAAUAGUUCUAUCGGACUAAAAACUGUGCUUCUAUCCCGAAAAUAAAAUUAAAAUGGUGUUGACGUUGUCACUUACCGCCAUUGAACAUUUACAUGCAGAACUCCGCUAUGCUAACAUCUGUUGUGUGACCCAAAGACUCUCCGUAGGAAUUAUUCAAGCGCGUUGUUCAUGGUAUCUGCUAGAUAACAAUUUCAAAAUAAUCUGCAGAUCUCUAUGAUUGCGUGACUUGUAAAAUUUUUAAAUAAGAAUGAGCCAGCAAUAAUUUGACGAGUAGGCUUCCUGCAAAUUUCACUUGAUGAAAUCCCAAGACAUAGCCAGUUGUUUUCGUGAGCAAAGACAAUAAAUAUGAAAGAAAAGUGAGAUGCAAAUGUCUUUUUUUUUUUUUUUUUCGGCUGAAUAGCAGCUGUACCCUUUCCAGCAGUCUUCGUCUAAAUUUUGCAAGGUCCCUCCCUAUCUUCUGCCUUGUUCGGUCGGUUUCCAAUUCUGAAGCUAGAUCAUUGGCAUCGGCCUUUCGUCCUCAUUCAUAUUUACAGAGGGGGAUUUCAUCAAUAAACCAAUUUUUGUUACGGCAGAUAACCGGCUGAAGUAUCGAGCGAUUUGCUGCUGUAUCAACCGGUCAGUCUUAGACAACAUUUCUGACUGGUGUCGUCUCUUAAACUCGAUAUUUGGGAAAUCACAUUAGAGUUGGUUGCCUUACUAGUUUCCUCCCUUGUCCAGCACACGUCUAGGAGAUAAUUCUCUGCUUUCUGAGAAAAGGUGGCUGUUUUUUGUGUUUUCCAAACAGCUCAUCCAAAGUCCACUUGGCUAGUUAGGGAUUGUUCGUCAGAAUUUUUACCUGAGGUCUGACCUUGAACGUAGCCAUCCCCUAUAGAAUGGCAAGCCGGUCUUAGUCCAUUUCCUCUUGACCUUAUCCUAAGUGGAAUUUUUUUGUCAGCUUCACUGAGUUUGUCUUUGUCAGGGUACAUUUGGAUGGCAGCCAAUGACUGAAACGUCUUGAUACAUCCUUCUUUUAGCAAGAAUAUCUCGCUUUCUUGUUCUGUCUAUGACGGAUUGGGUAUAGUUCUCGCGAUGACCCGCGUUCAGAAAUCUGUGCACGUCGCUGAUAACCACCCGCUUCUACGAUUAGUUUGCUGAAGGUUUCUAACGUGAUGAGCCUAGUGGGACCCUGAGGCGCUUCAAACUGUGCCAGUUGGUCUGCGCUGUAAACUUGUCGCAAUUCUUAAGUCAGAGGGAGGAUCGGCCACCUCUAUCUAUGUGAGCGCCUCUACAGUACCUGCGUAUCCCUAGCAAUCAUAUGAUAUAAAGUUUAUCUCAGUCACAAAUAACCAGUUAGGAAAACUGAUGGUUAGAUAAGCGCUCUUCUUGCCCUUCUUCCUUAUUCAUUGCAGACUCUAAGAUAGCAGCUACAGUAUGCGUUCUAUUUAGGUUUACAGUCACCUUGCCGCCACAAGGAAGACUCGCCACCAGCUUUGAUUUCUACUGCCACCUGCAGACUCAUCUCUCUCUCACUUUAUGUCUCCGAUUUUUGUCAGGAGGAUACUGGCAUUUACGAACCCGAAGGUCUGAAUCUCACACCAAGUUGUGCACGAUAUUUGAGGUACAUCGUGAAAUCGCGGCCUUCGUAAUCUCCAAAUAAGCCAAUACGCGCUAGAAUAAGCUCCAUCUCGGACGAAACGCAUGUUUGGGAUACACCGACGUCUCUCAAAUGUUUUUUUUUAAGCUGUAUACCCACGAAUUUAGAGGUAUGAGCUGUUGCCGUCCCUGGCCAGCGCGAGGAAAAUAACAUUUGGUUCUACAGUUAGUUGCAAAUGAACAAGACAACUGCACCAUCUUGACUUUAUCAAUUCGAGUGUUAGAUUGAAUUGAGGGCUUUUUAGACGCUCGAUUUCUUAUAUGGCAUCACUAUGAAGACGUAAUACAACUGAUACACCUACAGUACAUAGGAUUAACAAUGUCUGUUGCGCUGUUGCGAGAAAGAGGAAAAUAUUACCGGAAGUGUAAACUCUUUUUAAAAAGAGUUUCAGAGACGUUUCAGAGAUGUCUAUCUUUGAUAGGCUGUCACAAAAAAUGACCCCCACUUAAAUUUACUAGGAAAAAUGAACUUACCAACUCCUUGUUGAAAAAAUUGGAAUUCAUUUGACCGAUACGCCGGUUGUUUCAAUUUUGCUUUUUCCUCGGGCUGCUAUAAAACAGUUCAUAAAUUGACUAAUGAAUAAAAUGUUUUGAAAUACCGUUCGGAAUUUGCCUUUUUUUCUGCGUGCAAAUCAAGGGUAGACAAAGUUUUUAAAACAUUUGACUAGAAUUUCAUGGAGUUCACCUCGAUAAUUUUCGUCGGCCAGAGUCAAGACGCGCCAAGGUAAGGGACAUCGCCCUCCAGUAAAAUAAUUUUCCAAAGAAUAAACGUGGCAAGCGUGAGGAAACGCACAUUUUUUUUAUCAUUGUGAUCAAAGCCCAAUGAUGUACCUAAAUUGGUACUUACGGUAUCAAACCAUCGAUUAUGACAGGGUGAGCUUAAUUUUUCUGUCGAGGUCGACGUGACUUCACAUUAAAAGCGUUUUUGACGGAACAAAUUAGUGAGCAUCUCUGCACGAACUGAGAAAGUAAAAACUUGUAUUUAUCUCCCACGCUUUUCGUCUGAAAAUAGUUGACUUCAUCAAGGAUUUUUUCAAGUAGGGGUAAAUAAGCUUGUUCAUAUACAAAUAGUAAAUAAGUUGUCUCUUUGCUAUUGAAGCCAGUGGAUAGAAUUCGCCAGGUGCGCCUACGGUGUUAUACAUGCGUGACAUUUUCCGGACGUUACAUAUGCAUGUACGAGUACGUGAUCCGCUUGAGGGUCACAGAUUUAGUGCAAAUAUUUCACCCCUCAACAUCACGCAAUGUCUCUAGUUUAUAGAGGUCUUAGAACGUUUCAUUAUAUGGAGUUGCCUUCUGCGGGUAGAAGGCUACAAGCGAAUUUCUCAGGCGUAAUUGCCUUUGAUUUCUCAAUUGAUGUUGUCGCAAACACAGUUUUUGGGAGUCACGAGACAAAAAAACUUAUCAGGACCUAGUUUCAUGUUCUAAUGGAAAUAAAUAGCAAAUAAAAACACAUUUUCUUGAGAAAUAAAGUCACAAAUGACGGGGGUUCUCUGAAACAAAUAGUGAUAGAAAAGGAUUUCAGUUCUGGUCAAUAUUGACUUUUCAUGGCCUACUUCCAAAUCUGAGGGAACGCGCUGAGGGAAUAAAAAAACAUAAAUGUGUGAUAAUGCAAGCAAGAGAAUGAAAAUCCAAAUGAAGAAAAAGGAGAAAACAUAGGAACCCGUGUUGCAGCGUGCAGAUAUCUUUUGAGCCAGACCUACACACCUAAGCCCGACACCACCCAGAGAAACUGGAAAGAGUCCUGUAUAUGAACUAGCUCGCACGUGCACGCAGGAAAGGCCAUGACAAUCAGCGAAAAUGCAAAUGAUAUUUGCAGUCAAAAAAAAGUAUCUUCUUGAAAAAAAAAGAUGAACAAUUUUUACUUCUCAUGAAAAGUCACGCAGUAACCCUAAAAAUACUAUUUCUAUACGUGGAAUUUCUUGAUGGUGGAAAGUGGAAAAAACAUUUUCCAGUCUUAUUUUCUGGAAACAUGACGUAAUUAAUGAAUUUAUGGGGCUACUGUUAUUUCUAUCAAAUAAGGGGAGCAGAGUUUCCCGUCAUUCGCGGUAUGGAAAAGCCGAAGUUGUUACACUCGGGAACUUGUACAUCAACAAGCAGGCGACAUGUGACUUUAAAAUCUCCUCUCCUGUUACAGUUUCCUUAUUGUAAACUGUGCGAUAAUGAUAAUAGACGAUCAAAGUAUAGGCUAAUGAAUGUUUUGUUCUGUACAAGAGCCCUAUGUCCUGAUUUUAGCAAAUCUUGAAAGUAAUAAACGACUGAAGAAAGAAACGCAACGAUUUUCCCAUUGAUUUUUCGUCAACAUGCAUCUCUCUAAACGUGAAAUUUUCCAUUCCUACAAAAAAUCUCGAACGUUUUUAACAUUUUUCACCUUUCUUGAUCAAUCAUCUUGUAUAAAGAACUAAAAAAUGUAGUUUUAUUUUGUCAAGUGACCGCCUAGAGCAAGAAGUGCGUGACAGGUGUAGUUGAGAGAAACUUGUCACAAUCGCAGAUUUUAAAAGGUAUCCAAGACAAAAAUACGGUAGUGCCCAAAGAUUUUUUUGAUGAUUUUCAGAGAUGAAAUGAUGGGUUAUAAAGGGUAAUUAAGAUAAGUGUUGUAGCUUUCUGGCAACGGGAGAUAUUUAACCUCAAAGUUGUAAAAUAUUUAGAUGAAUCGAAAAGUCUAAAAACACAGCCGUAUAUUUGCCUCUGUUGAUUGACAAGCCGUCAAUCAAACUGACUGAUGCUCGCGGCGGCCAUUAACUAAGGAUGUAAAAAUUUGUGUGCAAAUCCUCAAAGAUAUCAGUUAAAUACCAUCGCAGUGAGAGCUUCAUAUAUUUUACCUAUUUGAAGCGAUUUCAUUAGUGAAAACCAAGAAAAACCGGGGGGUGGUCUAUCUCCCCACGGAAAAAACCAAAACAGAAACCAGUCUGUUUUUUUUUUAGCUUUGGGGUAGAGCCUUUAAACUGACAAAGUUUCAUUGAAAUCGGUGAGAUGGCAUGUAGCACGACCACCCGGUGCUCUCGUGGACACGCUUUUAAGUCACUAUCUUGCUGUUUUAGAAAGAAGGAUCAGGACUUACCUAACUCUUAGUGUUUUUGUGGGAGUUGUUGAUCCCAAUUUAAGUGUUCUUAGAAGUUUCAGUUGUCUGUAAAGCUAAAUAAAUCUAACUGAAACCUAAUAGGGCCUGUUUAUUCUUUUCCGUUUAGUUUCUUUGUUUUGUUUUGUUUUGUCUUUUUUUUUUCUUCUGGUCUGUAAUGAUUUCAAUGGUUUCAGGUUCUUUUCUCAGAAUUGAGCUACAGUAAUAGUAUGCUUCUUUGUGUUGUUGCCUACAGGAGCCGCUACUUGUGUUGAAUUGAAGAGAUUUGAAGAAGCAAUCAGUUGGUGUGAUAAGGGACUAGUUGUAUCCUUUGAAGGAAUCGUUCAUUUUUAACCGUGGGUAUAAAAAAAAAAGUUUCCACAAUUUGAUGUUUCAAGGGAGAAAAUAGAAAGAAGGGUAUUAAUUAUGAUGGGAACUUGUCAGCUCAUAUACUUUAAGUGUGUGUGAUUAAAAAUAUAGGAGACGUUAUUACCUCAUGACUUAUUAAUGAAAUUACUCCUUUUAGCCAAUUUGACUUAGUUCUACUAUCCAUGCCAAUAACUGUUACAUUAGUUUAAAUAACCCUUUAAUUUCCAGACCAAAUUUGUCUAGAAACGAUAAUAACAAAGUAGUUUGUAUUUAAAAAGCAGCAAUGUUUUUAUCAUAACAAGGUCACCCUUUAUCAUCCCUCUUGUUCAGAGGCUUGGGAACCAAGCACGCAAAUGUUAAAAUGGACGAUUACAUAUCAAUAUGAUCAGAAACAUAAUCUUUUUUGUUUUUUCCACAUUUUUUACCCUUAACAUAUAAAAGAUUGACAAAAACAAUAGGAUCUUGUUGUCAUUAAGACUUCAGUCUGUCAGUGAAGUGGGAGAUAAGUCCAUGGAGGAAAAAGAUCCUAUUAGUCAUGACCAUGGUAGUGCAAGUUCAGGUGAUGUCAAGAAAGUCAUAGAUCUUUAUAGUCGGGGAGAAGAAACCAUAGAGUACCUCUACCUAUAUCUUAAAAAAGCUAAAGAAGUAGGAGACAAGCAUGGGGAGGGUAAUGCUUAUGGCAGUCUUGGCAAUGCUUAUCACCGUCUGGGUGAUUUCAAAAAAGCUAUAGAGUACCACAACCUAUAUCUUAAAACAGCAAAAGAAGUAGGAGACAAGCAUGGGGAGGGUGGUGCUUAUGGCAAUCUUGGCAAUGCUUAUCGCCGUCUGGGUGAUUUCAAAAAAGGCAUAGAGUACCACAACCUACAUCUUAAAAUAGCUAAAGAAGUAGGAGACAAGCAUGGGGAGGGUGGUGCUUAUAGCAAUCUUGGCAAUGCUUAUGACCGUCUGGGUGAUUUCAAAAAAGCCAUAGAGUACCACAACCUACAUCUUAAAAUAGCUAAAGAAGUAGGAGACAAGCAUGGGGAGGGUCGUGCUUAUGGCAAUCUUGGCAAUGCUUAUCAGAGUCUGGGUGAUUUCAAAAAAGCCAUAGAGUACCACAACCUAGAUCUUAAAAUAGCUAAAGAAGUAGGAGACAAGCAUGGGGAGGGUAACGCUUAUGGCAAUCUUGGCAAUGCUUAUUACCGUCUGGGUGAUCUCAAAAAAGCCAUAGAGUACCACAACCUAUAUCUUAAAAUAGCUAAAACAGUAGGAGACAAGCAUGGGGAGGGUAACUCUUAUGGCAAUCUUGGCAAUGCUUAUCACUGUCUGGGUGAUUUCAAAAAAGCCACAGAGUACCACAACCUAGAUCUUAAAAUAGCUAAAGAAGUAGGAGACAAGUAUGGGGAGGGUGGUGCUUAUGGCAAUCUUGGCAAUGCUUAUAUUAGUCUGGGUGAUUUCAAAAAAGCCAUAGAGUACCACAACCUACAUCUUAAAAUAGCUAAAGAAGUAGGAGACAAGCAUGGGGAGGGUGGUUCUUAUGGCAAUCUUGGCAAUGCUUAUAUUAGUCUGGGUGAUUUCAAAAAAGCCAUAGAGUACUACAACCUACAUCUUAAAAUAGCUAAAGAAGUAGGAGACAAGCAUGGGGAGGGUGGUGCUUAUGGCAAUCUUGGCAAUGCUUAUAUUAGUCUGGGUGAUUUCAAAAAAGCCAUAGAGUACUACAACCUACAUCUUAAAAUAGCUAAAGAAGUAGGAGACAAGCAUGGGGAGGGUAACACUUAUGGCAAUCUUGGCAAUGCUUAUGACCGUCUGGGUGAUUUCAAAAAAGCCAUAGAGUACUACAACCUAGCUCUUAAAAUAGCUAAAGAAGUAGGAGACAAAUGCUUCGAGGCAAUUGCCUACUAUUCACUAGGAUGCGUUUUUGAGUUGCAAGGUAGACUACCAAAAGCCGUUGAACAUUACCAAGCUAGCAUAAACUUAUUCAAUUCCUUGAGAGAACUUCUAAAAUCUAAAGAUGAGUGGAAAGUUAAUUUUCGAAAUCAGCAUCAAAUGGCGUAUACGGGUUUGUGGAGAGUUCUCGUAGAACAAGGUAAUGUAGAUGAAGCCUUAUUUGUUGCUGAGAAAGGACGAGCUCAAGCUCUGACCGACCUCAUGGAAUCCAGUUUUUGUGGUGGAACAAGUCACCACAAGGGAGAAGAUGAAGAUUUCACAGUUUUAAAAAACGUUCCAUCAAACACUGUCUUUCAGGCAGUGGACAAAGCUAACGUCAAUCUUUGGGUUGUUUCCGAAGGAAAACAAGUUCGGUUAAGACAAAGUAAACUCAAAGGUUUUGUUUCAGAGAAUAGUGGAGUUAGCCAGUCCUUUGAGUCGUUCAUGCUCGGUGUCUAUACACAACUUGGUGUUCAUUCUAAUGUGAGAUGCGAGAAUCGAUCUUUGGAUGCUUUGAGGGAGGGCCGUCCAAAAGUGCAUGAGAAAACCAAAGAAGCCAACCCUCAACCUCAUAUCCAACAAGACGGAUGCUUGAGCACUUUGUAUGAUAUCGUUUUGAAGCCGGUGGCUGACUUGAUUGAAGGGGAUGAGCUACUCAUUAUUCCUGAUGGACCCCUGUGGAUCGCUCCUUACGCUGCAUUGAAGGAUGGUAAUUCUAAAUACCUGUGUGAAUCGUUCACAAUCCGAGUCGCUCCAUCGUUAGCAAGUCUUAGACUCAUUGCCGAUUGCCCAGAUGAUUAUCACAAAAGCAGUGAUGCGUUACUUGUGGGAGAUCCGUGGGUAUCCGAGGUUACUAACAGCGAGGGAGAGAAAGUCCUCGAGCAGCUUCCGUGUGCUAAAGAAGAAGUAGAAUUGAUCGGAAAAAUUCUGAAUAUCACGCCAAUCACUGGCAGAAAAGCCACGAAACGUGAGGUGUUGAAAAGACUCAGUUCCGUUUCCUUAGUUCACUUUGCGGCACACGGAUGUCCGGAAACUGGCGAAAUUGCUCUUACACCUGAUCUAGACCGAAUAUCUACUGUGCCUACGGAGGAUUACAUUUUAACGAUUCGAGAUGUGUUGAAUGUUCAACUUCGCGCUAAACUUGUUGUGCUCAGUUGCUGCCACAGUGGUCGGGGCGAGAUCAAAGCUGAAGGUGUGGUUGGCAUAGCGCGCGCUUUUAUGGGGGCUGGUGCUCGGUCUGUUGUGGUGUCCCUGUGGGCGAUUGAUGACGAGGCUACUCUCCAGUUCAUGAAAUGCUUUUAUCAACACCUUGCAGAAGGUAAACCUACAAGCAAGUCACUGAACCUGGCCAUGAAAAGCCUCAGAGAUUCAGAUGAGUUCCACGACAUCAAAUACUGGGCGCCCUUUUUGCUGAUUGGAGAUGACCUCACGUUUGAUCUGAUGGCAAAGGAA
Molecule: messenger RNA, 11211 nt
Organism: Pocillopora meandrina
Lineage: Eukaryota; Metazoa; Cnidaria; Anthozoa; Scleractinia; Pocilloporidae
Source: the annotation of a GenBank genome assembly